Molecule: messenger RNA, 340 nt
Organism: Bombus terrestris (buff-tailed bumblebee)
Lineage: Eukaryota; Metazoa; Arthropoda; Insecta; Hymenoptera; Apidae
Gene: HSPC300
Product: probable protein BRICK1-B
Exons: 3
Coding region: 2-247 (81 amino acids)
Biological process (GO): cell motility; actin filament organization; regulation of actin polymerization or depolymerization
Cellular component (GO): SCAR complex
Molecular function (GO): protein-containing complex binding
Source: RefSeq, a predicted model, not a curated record
UAUGGCUGCCGUACAUCGAGAGGCUAUCCAAAAACAGAUUCAACAAGAUUGGGCAAAUCGAGAAUACAUCGAAGUUAUAACUGGUAGCAUCAAAAAGAUAACUGACUUUCUCAAUUCCUUUGGUAAUUAUUUAAAAGAUAUGUCUUGCAGAUCAAGAAUAGCUGUUCUCAACGAAAAACUUACAACUCUAGAAAGAAGAAUCGAAUAUCUGGAAGCAUGUGUUACAAAAGGGGAAACAUUAACCUAAAUUAAUCAUAGUUUAGGAUUUUUGUAUUUAUUGAAAUUAUAUAUGAAUAAAUAUACAAUAAACGUGACUACAAUAAACUAUAUGUUAUAUUCA